GGGUAUGCGCUGAGCACUGCAAUAUAUACUCUUAACCGAGUUCCAACCAAGGCGGUUGAAGGAACACCAUACCAGCUAUGGACGGGCAAAUGCCCGGUUCUGUCACACUUAAAGAUUUGGGGCUGUGAGGCUUAUGUAAAACGUCUUAUGAUGAAUGGCAAGCUUGACGCCAAGUCUGAUAAGUGUUUCUUCGUGGGAUACCCAAAGGAAACUCGAGGGUAUUCAUUCUAUCACCCUAUCGAUAAGAAGGUAUUCGUUGCUCGCAAUGGUGUCUUCCUCGAGAAGGAAUUUCUCUCCAACGCAACUAGUUGGAGAAAGAUAGAGCUCGAAGAAAUUCGAGACGACGAAGAAACUACCGCGCCGGUUCUGGAACAUGAGCUAGAGGAACAAACUGUUGUACCUCAUAAUGCUCAAGAUACACAAGAACCCCGUUGGUCUAACCGGUUACGCACACAACCUGAAAGUUGGAACAUCCGCUUUCACGAAACUGUCAUCGGCUUUGGUUUUGAAAGAAAUUCGGAUGAAUCUUGUGUAUACAAGAAGGUCAGUGGGAGUGCUGUAGUCUUCCUUGCUCUGUAUGUUGAUGACAUACUGCUCAUAGGAAACGAUAUUCCUACUUUAACCACCGUCAAAACGUGGUUGAGUAAGAGUUUCUCUAUGAAGGACUUGGGAGAUGCCAGUUAUGCACUUGGGAUAAGGAUCUAUAGGGAUAGAUCACGGAAGCUGUCAGGUCUCAGUCAAAGUACAUACAUAGACAAGCUCCUCGCUAGAUUCAGCAUGUCUGAGUCGAAACGAGGAAGUUUGCCUAUGGUCCAAGGCACGAGUCUUUCUAAGACUCAGGGUGCUUCCACUCCGGAGGAAGUAGAAUGCAUGAGAAAUGUUCCUUAUGCGUCGGCCAUUGGAUCCAUCAUGUAUGCGAUGGUAUGUACGAGACCUGAUGUCGCCUUUGCUCUGAGUGUCACAAGUAGAUACCAGUCCAACCCUGGCGAAAGCCAUUGGACGGUUGUGAAGAACAUACUUAAAUACUUCCAUAGGACUAAGGAUGCCUUCCUAGUAUAUGGCGGAAAAGAAGAGCUCAGUAUUGUUGGAUAUACAGAUGCCAGCUUCCAAACUGAUAGAGAUGACUUCAAGUCGCAGGCAGGACUUGAAGUUAUUACAUUCUCUGAUAUGUGGGGCCGUAUGCUUUGAUUCAUAACUAAUGCUAUCUGAAAUACUGGUAGACGUACAGUUAUGCGUUGGGUAUGCCGCUAAGCAUAUUUAGAGAUGUGAAUAACAGAUA
This is a messenger RNA of Cuscuta campestris, 1279 nucleotides long. The record is from the annotation of a GenBank genome assembly. NCBI's taxonomy places the organism in Eukaryota, Viridiplantae, Streptophyta, Magnoliopsida, Solanales, Convolvulaceae.